AUAAAAAAAUGUGAAAGGUGGAUUUCAGUAUAUUCAAUAUAUAUUUCAGUAUAUUCCUUUAAGAUUAUGUCAUUAUUUAAUACCCAUUAUGGUUUAUCCCUGCACCGCUAAGGCAACAUCAGUAGAGACGUUUUUUUUACGGGCACCACCCUGCUUGGAGGGGACCGGGAGAAUCGUUUCAUCUCCUCCGACAGCUCCAGCUAUCCAGCCUUCAGCGCGCGCACGCCCAUGACAAAAUGAGUGCCUCGGACCGCUAACAGCACAACCUCAGCACUGGGUUUGUCUCUGCAAUUGGAUAGAUUUCAAUCUGGACCAGGUGUUCUCAGUAAUAGGCUACUACACUACAUGGCUCCUUAGGGCGGAGUGGAUUCAACCCAUGUGAAGUUACUAUUUUUCAGACAGUCUUUUUCAUCAGCAAGACCAAUUCCUCGUGUUCAAAGGAAGUUAGAGAUACAACGCCGGUGAUAACGAUACAUUUCCCUUUGGACUUUGGAAGUUGUUGGGGGGAGUUUUUUUAUUUAACAUAUUGUAGAUAUAUUUUGAAAUUGAUGUAGAGUAUUAUCUCUAUUCAUUUUGCUCUGGCAAACAGCAGCAAGACAGCUGAUGUUCCGUUUGUCAGUGUUUCUAUGUUAUCUGGCCGCGCUGAUUCUCAUGAACCUCAGUCAUUUCCCUCGGUAAUGUUCUUCUCCCAGGGCCAAUUAUAUUGCAGAGCAACUGAUGCAGGCUGGUAAGGUGCAAACCUUUGAUGCGUCCGUAUAUUUUUUUGUACUCUCAGAACACAGAUUUUUCAACUGCACAGCUCUGUCAAUUGUACAUUUUGACAGCGGUCUCUUGGACAUCCUCCACUAGGCUAUUAUUCGACGACCACUAGGACUGGUAGGUGAAUGACUGGCUUUAUAAGGCUUCUUUAUCAAAAUCUACGUUCAGUUUGUUGAAUUAUUAAUUGUAGCUUUGAAAAAAAAUUAAACACCAAGAUACCUUGCUUCAUUUCAAGUAAACAUUGAGAGCAACUUUUGGACUUAAAUCCACCAUCUAAAAUUCGGUGGAGUUUUUAGUCAUUCAUGACGGAAACAAUGGCAUUGAGUGGAAACUGUAGGACUAACCCUACGUCAAAAGAACAAGGAUCUGUUCAGAAUAGUUUCCCAGAUGUUGUAGAAUUAAAUGUCGGGGGACAGGUGUAUUACACGCGUCAUGCAACGUUAGUAAGCACCCCAAAUUCCUUGCUGGGCAAAAUAUUCUCACCUAAGAAGGAUGCCACUAAUGAUUUGGCGCGGGACCCUAAGGGACGCUAUUUUAUCGACAGAGAUGGAUUUCUAUUUCGAUAUGUGUUGGACUACCUCAGAGACAAACAAGUUGUACUGCCCGACCAUUUUCCAGAGAAGGGGAGGCUCAGGAAAGAGGCGGAGUACUUCCAGUUGCCAGACUUGGUCAAACUAUUGACGCCGGAAGAUUUAAAACACAGCCCAGACGAAUACUUCCACAGUGAUUUUGAAGAUGGUUCUCAAGGCAGCGACCACAAGAUGUGUCCGCCGUCGUCACUCGUUCCGGCAGACAGAAAAAGUGGAUUUAUUACGGUUGGGUACAGGGGCUCUUGUACAAUAGGAAGAGAGAGUCAAACCGACUCCAAAUUCAGAAGGGUCCCGCGGAUUUUGAUUUGUGGGAGGGUUGCGUUAGCCAAGGAAGUUUUUGGGGAGACCUUGAACGAGAGUCGAGAUCCGGACAGGACACCGGAUCGAUAUACUUCCAGGUUUUACCUGAAGUUCAAACACCUUGAGAGAUCAUUUGACAUGCUGUCCGAGUGUGGUUUCCAGAUGGUUGCCUGUAACUCUUCAGUCACAGCGUCAUCCGUGAAUCAACACACAGAAGACAAGAUCUGGUCAAGUUACACUGAAUACAUCUUCUAUCGUGGCACCUCUCGGUGGUCCUCCCCACCCUGUGACUGCUGCUGCAAGAACCACAAGGGUGACGGAGGGGGCGAGAGCGGCACCUCCUUCAACGAGCUCUCCACCUCCAGCUCUGAGAGCCAGUCAGAGGCCAGCUCACCCCAGGGUACCGUCAUCUGUGGGCCAGUCAACCGGCAGUCCCACUCCCAUGUCCAGACCCUGGACCGGCCGCUGAAGAAGGGCCCAGUGCAGAUGCUGCAGCAGUCAGAACAGCGCAGGAAGAGUGAUCUCCUCCGCACGCUCACCACUAGCUCCCGAGACACCAGCACCUGUAAGAAGAGGCCAGCUAAGGAGAAGAUCACCAUUGAGGAGGAGCUGGAGAAGUGCAUCCAGGACUUUCGUAAGAUCAAGAUCCCUGAACGCUUCCCGGAGAGGAAGUACAUGUGGCAGGCGGAGCUGCUGAGAAAGUACCGUCUCUGAGACGGAGCCAGGCUAGCUGCUGUAGGAGUCACAAAGACAAGCAUAAAACCAUGACUGUUUAGCUAACUGUAUGUAUUGUAUGUAUGUAGGUAUUGUAUGUGUGUAUGUAUGUAUGUAGGUAUUGUAUGUAUGUAUGUAUGUAUGUAUGUAUGUAUGUAUGUAUGUAUGUAUGUAUGUAUUUAUGUAUGUAUGUAUGUAUGUAGGUAUUGUAUGUAUGUGUGUAUGUAUGUAUGUAGGUAUUGUAUGUGUGUAUGUAUGUAUGUAGGUAUUGUAUGUAUGUGUGUAUGUAUGUAUGUAGGUAUUGUAUGUGUGUAUGUGUGUAUGUAUGUAUGUAGGUAUUGUAUGUGUGUAUGUAUGUAUGUAGGUAUUGUAUGUGUGUAUGUAUGUAUGUAGGUAUUGUAUGUGUGUAUGUAUGUAUGUAGGUAUUGUAUGUGUGUAUGUAUGUAUGUAGGUAUUGUAUGUGUGUAUGUAUGUAUGUAGGUAUUGUAUGUGUGUAUGUAUGUAUGUGGGUAUUGUAUGUGUGUAUGUAUGUAUGUAGGUAUUGUAUGUAUGUAUUCUUACCCCUUGACUUAUUCCACAUGAUCUUAUGUUACAGCUUGAAUUCAACAUGGAAUAAAUGUAUUUUCCUACCCAUCUACUCACAAUGCCCCAUAAUGAAAAAGUGAAAACAUGUUUUGAAAAUAAAAUACAGAAAUAUCUCAUUUAAAUAAGUAUACACACCUCUGAGUCAAUACAUGUUAGAAUCACCUUUGGCAGUGAUUAAAGCUGUGGGUCUUUCUGGGUAAGUCUCUAAGAGCGUUGCACACCUGGAUUGUGCAGUAUUUGUACACUAUUCUUUUUUAAAUUCUUCAAGAUCUUUCAAGUUGGUUGUUGAUCAUUGCAGGUCAAGUCUUGCCAUAGAUUUGAAAGCAGAUUUAAUUCAAAACUGUAACUGGGCCACUCCAGAACAUUCACUGUCUUUUUGGUAAGCAACUCUAGUGUAGAUUAUGUUAUUGUCCUGUUGAAAGGUGAAUUUGUCUCCCAGUGUCCUUUGGAAGCAGACUGAACCAGGUUUUCCUCUAGGAUUUUGCUUAGCUCCAUUCUGUUUAUUUUUUGUCCUGAAACUCUUAAGAGUAGUUGUCAGUGACUGUUCUCAGUGUUGUGUUGGAUUUGCACUAAAAAUAACGCUUUGUAUUCAAGACAAAAAGCUUUAAAAAAUUGUCACAUUUUUUGCAAUUUUACUUUAGUGCCUUAUUGCAAACAUGCAUGUUUUGGAAUAUUUUUUAUUCUGUAAAGGCUUCCUUCUUUUCAAUUGGUCAUUUUGUUUUUUUUGUGGAGUAACUACAAUGUUGUUGAUCCAUCCUCAGUUUUCUCCUAUCACAGCCAUUGAACUCACCAUCGGACUCAUGGUGAAAUCCUGAGCAGUUUCCUUCCUCUCCGGCAACUGAGUUAGGAAGGACACCUGUAUCUUUGUAGUGACUGGGUGUAAACAUCAUCCAAAGUGUAAUUAAUAACGUCACCAUGCUCAAAGGGAUAUUCAAUGUCGCUUUUUUUUUACCAAUAGGAGCCCUUCUUUACGAGGCAUUGGAAACCCUCCCUGGUGUAUGUGGUCGAAUCUGUGUUUGAAAUUCAAUGCUCAACUAAGGGACCUUACAGAUAAUUCUGUGUGUGGGGUACAGAGAUGAGAUAGUCAUUCCAAAAUCAUGUUAAACACUAUUAUUGCACACAGUCCAUACAAGUUAUUAUGUGGUGUUUUAAGAACAUGUUUACUCCUGAGUUUAUUUAGGCUUGACAUAACAAAGGGAUUGAAUACUUAUUGACUCGAGACAUUUCAGCUUUUCAAUUCAUAUGUAAUAAUAAUAAUUCCACUUUGACAUUAUGGGGUAUUGUGUCCAUUUAAUCCAUUUUGAAUUCUGGCUGUAAUAUUUGGAAAAAGUCAAGGGGCGUGAAUACUUUCUGAAGGCACUGUAUGUAUGUAUGUAUGUAUGUAUGUAUGUAUGUAUGUAUGUAUGUAUGUAUGUAUGUAUGUAUGUAUGUAUGUAUGUAUGUAUGUAUGUAUGUAUGUAUGUAUGUGUUCACCACUGCCUCGGAGCGUCUACUGUAUAACUUAUGCUUUAGGUUCUGGAUGGCUGUUCUCAAUGAAAUAAUGACAAUGGACAAAAGACAACUUUCUUCCUCAAACGCUUACUCUCCAAGGAUAUAUCUGAUGGCACAGUUUUAUCAACAAUCUUUUAAAAGCACUAAAGAGCACAAUUGGUCUGUGCGUGAGAUUGUGUUACACACAUUGAUGAGUUUUGACCCCAUGAUGUUAUUGGUGCAGGAGCUGCAUUCAGAUGGCACGGAGGUCGAAGAUAAAUGUGCAUCAGAAUGAUAAAUUAUUCAUGCUGUCCCGACAAUGCUCUUUCUAAAAAUACCUGCUGCCAGAGUAGGUAGGAUGAAUAGCUGGUUCGAUUUCAACACUUUCAGGAAUGCAGGAGACUCCAGAGGAAGUAUGGGAUUUUUUCACCACUAUUCUUUAAACUCCCCCAAGUAUCAAACUGAUGGCUAACCUCCCAAAAUGGAUACAGCCAUAGUCAGUUGGCGAAUUUGAAAAACACCGAAAGAUAUAUCAAAACAGCUUUCAGAUGGAAAUGGACACACAUUAAGAUGUUCCUUAAGGGGUCGUGAAGAAGGAGUUUGUUUUAAUGAGAUACAAGUCAAAAACCAAGAAACAGGAUUGAAAAGAGAGGCGUAGUCCUGUGAAGGUGCACACACACGCACACACACAGACCGACACACGCACAGACACAGACCGACACACACACACAAACAAACGCACACGCACACACGCACAUGCACAGACCGACACACACACACACACACACACACACACACACACACACACACACACACACACACACACACACACACACACACACACACACACACACACACACACACACACACACACACACACACACACACACACACACACACACACACACACACACACACACACACACACACACACACAGGCUUAUUUUAACAAUGUAUGUGUGACUUGAGUGCAGAAAAGAAUAGGCAGGAUAGCAUUGCUCAACAUCCCAUGACAGGUUGAUGGUUUCUGUUUUAAUUGUUGGCAUGCUGGUCAAUAGAUAUUGAUGAUUAGGUGCUGGGGUACAUUGAUGAGUGCAAUAGACAUGGUUGGGGACAUCCUUGCAGAAAUUGAUGAGGCUUGUAGGUCAUUGAUGAGGACAUGCUGCUCUUGUUUUCACUGUAUACCACAUCUAAAUAUUAUGUUGCAAUUUAGUCACAACACACGUUUGUUAUGUGAGCAUUUCUUUUUUAUAAUGCGCAAUAGAGAAUUAAAAAUGACAAAGCACAGACAUUUUCUAAUCAUUUCCAUAAUAAUGCCAUUAUUUUGUGUAAUAUUACAUACAGUAUAACUGAUAUAAUAUGGCCAAACUUUGCAAAUCUUAUUUUGUUAUCGUGAGAUACAGAUACAGACUGCAUGGUCUAUUUAACUGCUGCUGCAAUACACUUCAGUUCUAUAGAGCUAGUCGCUAAAACGUUCAACGCUAACUGAACAACAGAACUAUGAUGUGCAUCAUCAACAAUCUGUACUAGAUGAUGGUGAGCUGUUUGGGCACCUCGUCACUCUCCUCAGAACCGCUCUUCUGGAUAUACUUUCACUCUAGCGCUGGAUUCAAAGGUCAAACGGGUGACGAUGUUCUCGUUUCUUCAGCCUGAAAAAGAUCUAUAUUUAAUUCAACAGCAUGAUCAAUUGUUGAGCUUUCAAUCAUUUCCACUAGGCAUUGCUACUGAAUGUUGUACUUUUCAUAGUGACUUCACAGUUUUAGCUUAUUGCUUAUUACAUGUCUUUGUCUGUUUUCAAAGCGUUAUGACGUGAAAGGAUUUGGAUAUUACAACAGGGAUGUUAUGAAUAUCAUGAAACCCAUUCAAUAUAUCUGCUCAUCAAACACUGAAAGAUAUAGGUCUUCGAUACAAUCAAAUCUUCAAUGCACAAUUUUAGGGGAUAGGGAAUUUUAGAGCAUUUUCAAACACUUAUUUCAAAUACAAUAAAAUUGUCAACUACUUGUCUUUUCAAAUAAAUUAUAUCUGAUUUCUUACUUAAAAUGUAUGGGAAAGUAAUUAAAAUAUUUGAAAUAGUAUUUCAACCCAGUUCUGAUCAAUAGUGAUAAUUGAUUCAGAUCUCAUGAAAGAUAUGGGUUGAUUAAAAUAACACCAAAAAAAGACAAAAGCAGAAAUCGUAAUUUUUCUUUAUUUGAUGCAAUAUUAUAUUUAUUUGUCUCGGUCGAAAACAGUCUCUAUUUGUUAGGAUCUUUUUAGUUGCCCCUGCAUUGCCCAUUGUAUGUAUUUUCCAGAAUGACUAUCAUGGACAUUAUACAUUAUAAUGAAAUACUCAGCACAAAUAUCAAAUAUAGUUGUUGACUUCCUAUACAAAACAUAUUUGUUUUCUUGUAAAAUAACAUGAACAAUCCAUCCAUGCAUUUUGACUACUAUUCAGUGGUAUGGUUUAGAUCUCUAUCCAAACAGAGGAUUGGAAGUUAAUACAGUACACAAUGUGGUUUUCCCCAUUUAGAUUAAUUUUCUAUCAAAAUAUUCCAUAUGCCAUUGAGCAGACACUUAUAUCCAAAGCAACUUACAGUCAUGUGUGCAUAUAUUUUAUGUAUGAGUGGUCCUGGGAAUCAAAUCCACAACUCUGGUGUUACAAGCACCAUGUCUUAUCAACUGAGCUACAAAGGACUAACUUCAUUCCAAAGUAUUUUAUGUUGUCAGUUAAAAAGGAUAGAUUCAGAAUCUUUCAUAUGUAAAUAUCAUUAAAUAUGUAAAUAUCAUAUUCUAAGUAACCCUAAAAUGUACUAUAUUUUAUAUGUAAAUAAUGACAUCCAUCAACAAGCUGUAAAAUUCUCAACCCUGUGAGACCUGAAUGAAAGUCUGCAUAAUACAGCAGACUGAUGUUAAUGUUGUUAUUUUCAUUAUACCUGAAGAAUCAUAGUGGGAGGUGUCUCACACUGGCCUGUGCAUAGUCGAAUUAAGCAAUAAGGUCCGAGGGGGUGUGGUAUAUGGCCAAUAUACCACGGCUAAGGGCUGUUCUUAUGAACGACGCAACGCGGAGUGCCUGGAUACAGCCCUUAGCCAUGGUAUUUUGGCCAUAUAUCACAAACCCCUGAGGAGCCUUAUUGCUAUUUUAAACUGGUUACCAAUGUAAUUAGAGCAGUAAAAAUACAUGUUUUGUCAUAUCAAUUUCAGCCAAUCAGAAUUCAGGCCUCAAACCAUUCAGUUUGUAAUAUGCUGUAACUGAUGAUGCAGUGAGCGUAACACACUUUGUAGGCUCUCAUGAGUAGCCCUGUUCCAGGAGAGUCUGCAAGGUGGUUUUGUGUUACUUCCACAACAGCAGAGCCUAUAAAGAGGAUUAUUCAGCAUGUUAAACAUUCAACAAAGAUGGUUAUACGAUGGCGAUGCAAAAGUGAAUGCUGCCCAUUUUGCAGAUGUAAAUAUGGGAUAAUUUCCUUUGUGUGUUUGUCAAUCUGAAUACUGUACAUGUUGGUUACAACCAGAGUCACUGAACUGACAGUGAGGACCUGAGUGCAGUUUUUGUUCAGUGUUUUAAAAAACAUGUUCCUUUGAGUUGAUUGUAUAUUGUUUACCACCACCUUACAUCACCUUACUUACUACUUCACUGGGCUGCAGGUAGCCUAGUGGUUAGAGGCAGGGUAGCCUAGUGGUUAGAGGCAGGGUAGCCUAGUGGUUAGAGGCAGGUAGCCUAGUGGUUAGAGUGUUGGACUAGUAACUGCAAAGGUUGCAAGCUCAAAUCCCCGAGCUGACAAGGUAAAAAUCUGUUGUUCUGCCCCUGAACAAGGCAGUUAACCCACUGUUCCUAGGCCGUCAUUGAAAAUAAGAAUUUGUUCUUAACUGACUUGCCUAUUUAAAUAAAGAUUAAACUAAUGCCCAGUUCAAAAAGAUUAGUCUUACUAAGUACUCUAGUUUACAAGUUCUGGAAAAGAGCAUAGUGGAAUGACAAGACACACGGUGGCCUUCAAAUGGAGCUUUUUUGCACAAUGUUGGCUGAAUUAUAUUGUACAUAACAAGAAAGUAUUUGAAAAAGAUAAACCUGUACAUACUCACGUAAUGCACACUAUAUGGUAACAUAAUCAUAGAUCAAUCAGAGAGGAUUGUAUUUGAAUAUAGUUGAUAAUGAAUUAAUGAUCAGAAAUAGACCCUUCUCAGUCCCAAAACAAACAAAAAAAUAGAAUAUUCAGACCGUGCCAUUUUUAAAACGUCUAUCCUACACAGUUUGAGGUAUCAAUUAUGAAAUUAACGCAAAUGCGGAUGGAUCUGUUUACCGUCAAAAACAUAUAUUACAAGAGAGAGGGAGAUUAAAGUAUGCAAUUUUCUAUUUCAGUUGGAGCGAUCGGUCUGAGACUGUUUUCUAGCUAGUUAUACACAGUGGUAGAGCCCUUGUUCUAAGUGAAUGCAAGUCCUGUAAUUUUGGUUUUAUUACACGCCCUUCUGAAUCUGUGAUCCAUAAAGAAACCCACAAUAGACUGAAGCAGCCACGAUAGACCAGCACAUAGAAACAGAGUGUUGUUUGGUGUUGUUUUGAUUACAAAAAGGUCAGAAACAUUGUGAGCAUGUUGGUAUAAGAAUUACUGAAGAUAAUUUAGUCUGUUAUUGUGAACAUGUGAAAACUGAAAUAAUUACCAAAAAAAUACUUGCAAAAAAAGAUAAGCACAAAAGUGUGGAUUGUGUCUGCUGAUGUUUCUCCACAGGUGUAUAACGUUAUGAAUUAAAGACAGUACCACUUCACCUGAAAUGUCUUUAGAUACAAGAAUAGGAAUUUUGAAAAUGUACUUACAUCCAAUAAAAAAACAUUAUGUACAAUGAA
Molecule: messenger RNA, 9231 nt
Organism: Oncorhynchus keta (chum salmon)
Lineage: Eukaryota; Metazoa; Chordata; Actinopteri; Salmoniformes; Salmonidae
Product: BTB/POZ domain-containing protein KCTD16-like
Exons: 2
Coding region: 1062-2363 (433 amino acids)
Biological process (GO): protein homooligomerization; regulation of G protein-coupled receptor signaling pathway
Cellular component (GO): presynaptic membrane; postsynaptic membrane
Molecular function (GO): protein binding
Source: RefSeq, a predicted model, not a curated record